Sorex fumeus (smoky shrew) is the source of this 225-nucleotide messenger RNA. Its product is annotated as histone H3.3C-like. The transcript has a single exon. Gene Ontology annotation, cellular component: nucleosome. Gene Ontology annotation, molecular function: structural constituent of chromatin; DNA binding; protein heterodimerization activity. NCBI's taxonomy places the organism in Eukaryota, Metazoa, Chordata, Mammalia, Eulipotyphla, Soricidae. The coding region runs from base 1 to 225 and encodes 74 amino acids. The record is from RefSeq and is a predicted model, not a curated record.
AUGGGCAGGAAGGUGCCCAGCAAGCAGCUGGCCACCAAGGUAGCCCACAAGAGCAUGCCAGCCACAGAUGGCAUGAAAGAGCCGCACCACUACCGGCCUGACACCUUGGUGCUGCGCAAGAUCCGACACUACCAGAAGUCCACUGAGCUGCUUAUCUGCAAGCUGCUGUUCCAGCGACUGGUGCGCGAGAUUGCACAGGACUUCAAGGUUGACCUGUGCUCCUAG